GAGUGGACCGCGGUGACGUUCCGGAAGGGGCGGGACUCGCCAUGGGUCAGGUGACUCGCAGGGGGAGUCACAUGAUCGAAGCAGGGAGCUGCGCGCCCCGCCUCGGCCCCGCUCCGGAGCCAGGCUCCCCGUGAGGCAGCUGCACAACCCCCGGCCAUGGCGACCCGGCACGGCCCCCACCCUGACGCCGCCCCAUUCCUGAGCCAGGCGGACGAGACGGAGGAGGAGGCGGUGGAGGGGGGGUCGCGUGCGGGCGGGGGGCAGCCGGAAGUGGGGGUGCAGACCGUCACCGGGAUCUCGUACCCCCGCUCAGUGAUGAUCGUCGCCGUUCUCUGCUACAUCAACCUGCUCAACUACAUGGACCGCUUCACCGUGGCCGGCAUCCUGCCCGACAUUGAGUCGUUCUUUCGCAUUGGAGACAGCAGCUCCGGGCUCCUCCAGACAGUGUUCAUCAGCAGCUACAUGGUGCUGGCCCCGAUCUUCGGGUACCUGGGCGACCGCUACCACCGCAAGCGCCUGCUUUGUUUGGGCAUCGCCUUCUGGUCGGCCGUCACGCUGGGCUCCAGCUUCAUCCCCCAGGAGCAGUUCUGGCUGCUGCUGGUGACGCGGGGGCUGGUGGGGGUGGGGGAGGCCAGCUACUCCACCAUCGCCCCCACCAUCAUCGCCGACCUGUUCGUUAGCGACCAGCGCAGCCGCAUGCUGGCCUUCUUCUACUUCGCCAUCCCCGUCGGCAGCGGGCUGGGCUACAUCGUGGGCUCGAAGGUGAAGGACUUGGCUGAGGACUGGCACUGGGCCCUGCGGGUGACACCGGCGCUGGGUGUGGUGGCGGUGGUGCUGCUGGUCACGGUGCUGCAGGAGCCGCCGCGGGGGGCCGUGGAGCGUCACUCCGACUCCCCCCUGCGCUACACCUCCUGGGCCGCUGACAUCAGGGCCCUGAGCCGCAACCGCAGCUUCGUGCUGUCGUCGCUGGGCUUCACGGCGGUGGCGUUCGUGACGGGGUCGCUGGCGCUGUGGGCCCCGGCGUUCCUGUACCGCUCCUGCCUGGCCACGGGGCAGUGCCGGCCCUGCCCCGACGGGGACACCUGCAGCUCCCAGCAGAGCCUGAUCUUCGGGCUCAUCACCUGUGUGACGGGUUUCCUGGGCGUGGGGGCGGGCGUGGAGAUCUCCAAGCGCCUCCGCCGAACCAACCCCCGGGCCGACCCCCUGGUCUGCGCCGCCGGCCUGCUGGGCUCCGCGCCCUUCCUCUUCCUGGCGCUGGUGUGUGCGCAGGGCAGCAGCGCCGCCACCUACGUGUUUAUCUUCAUUGGGGAGACGCUGCUGUCCCUGAACUGGGCCAUCGUGGCGGACAUCCUGCUGUACGUCGUGGUCCCCACACGCCGCUCCACGGCCGAGUCCUUCCAGAUCGUCAUGUCCCACCUGCUGGGUGACGCCGGCAGCCCCUACCUCAUCGGCGUGGUCUACUGCCGGAGGAGGCCGAGCCGGAGGACCGGAUUGUGGUGCCGAAGCGUGGCCGAUCCACCAAAGUGCCCGUCUCCAGCGUCCUCAUCUGAGAGCCACCCCCACCCCCGGUGCUGGGGCCGGGCGCCGCCAGCCGGGCAGAGACUCUCGCUGCCCCCCACGGGCAGGACUCGGGGCAGGCCGAACUGUGCCAGUUUGGGGGCUGGUAUUGUAUGUGAGCGUGGAGCUCCCCGUGAAGGAAACGGGGUCAGGGACAUGGAUGGGGCACCCUGGGCUGGGACAAGCCAGGGACCCCCAACUUAACACCCCAGUCCCUGGCGCAGGGAGGGGCUUAGGGACUGAGGGGGGGGCUCACAGCCUGCCCCCCCAAGGUCAUACAGGUUCCCAUUGCAUUGUAGGGGGCUGGGGUCCUGCCCCCCUCCAGCCGCCAUGUUUUCACCCCAUUAAACUCUUUGUUAGGUCUCUUGCUGCUGCUCUCUGUCCCGGGGGGCAGGAUUCCUGGCCGUGCUGCCGGGCUCUGCCCCCCCCUGGGAGGGCACUUGCUCCGCACUCCGCCCCCCCACCCCCCGAGUGUGAGCUCUGCUCCUCGGUGAGCACAAGAGCGUGAGCCCUCGUGCCCCUGUGGGGGAGGCCCCCUCCGAACCUCGCACACCUGCCGCUCGCUCAGCGCUACGACUUCCUGCCGGGAGCUCAUUGCCCGCCGCAGCUUCCUGCCGGGGGGAGAGCGCGAGCAGUGCGGCGUGGGUGGCAGCGCCGGAGGAGCCAGCGCCGGACGCGCCACGGCCCAGGUAGGUGCCGGCCCCCCCGCCCGGCUGCAGCCACAGGAAGCCGGACGUGGCGUCUGUCCCCCGGGGCCGGCCAGAUGCACGGACGCUUCCCCCCGCCCCCAGCUGCCAGCGUCAGCCUGCCAUCUGGGUGACCCUGCCGUGCGCUGGAUUCGGGGCCGGGGCCCUCUUGGGGGCCGGGCGAGGGCUCUGGACUUGGGGGGUCUCCAGCCCAUCCAGACUCUGCUUGGCCCCCUGCCUGUGAAAUGCCCCCCUUCUCCUGCUGGGGAGUGGGAGUGGGGGGCUGCUCAGCUCCCCCCAAAUCUCCAGUGCCUAGCCCA
Molecule: messenger RNA, 2563 nt
Organism: Mauremys mutica (yellowpond turtle)
Lineage: Eukaryota; Metazoa; Chordata; Testudines; Geoemydidae
Gene: SPNS1
Product: sphingolipid transporter 1 (putative)
Exons: 12
Coding region: 157-1761 (534 amino acids)
Biological process (GO): transmembrane transport
Cellular component (GO): membrane
Molecular function (GO): transmembrane transporter activity
Source: RefSeq, a predicted model, not a curated record